Molecule: messenger RNA, 697 nt
Organism: Vitrella brassicaformis
Lineage: Eukaryota; Vitrellaceae
Source: the annotation of a GenBank genome assembly
AUGAAUUCACCUCAUGCUUACUCCUCGAUCGACAAGGGCCACGGGUCGAGGAAAACUUGCGAUUGGAACGAAUGUUCUGAGUCGUUCGUUGGGAGAUUAGAGGAGAAUGUGGAGUGCGACCCAUACCGCAUGCACUCGGCGCUCAGAGGAGUGAUCGUCUGAGCCUCUCGUGCUCCCUCAGCGGCUUCAGAAUGUCUGGCGCUGGCUCACCGCCGACAGACAACAGUUUCCCAUCGACUGGUACAGAAGCACCGCACACAACCGACAAUCAGUCAUUGUGCUUGACUCGCUCUCGCUCACCGAGGUUUCAUCUGCUGUGCUGUGCUUUCCAUGUGGGCCGUGUUGGCAUUCAGCUGGUGUGCUGGGCUGUGCCCCGACGUGCCGACGACGACGCGGAUCAGCAUGACGUCAACGACCCGCAGACCUAUCAGGACCUCGCGACGCCCAUGCCGGAGACCAGACAGGAGAACGCCAACCUCUACUUAUUCAGAUCCAGGCUGUAGUAUGCACAGCUGCACUAUACACAAAAGAACGCAUCGCAUCGACUGUCUGGCUGUCUGUCAGUGGGCACACGCGGCACUUUGAUCUCAUUCCGUUCAGCACAAACUACGUCCCAUUCGCGCAGGCGUACCGGCAGGAGCCUCUAAACGAUGUUGCCAACGACGAGGAUCGUUUGGUGGAAGCGGAAAUGCACUAG